GGGAAGUAACGUCAGCCUUGAGAACUGAGUAGCUGUACCGUGUGGCGCUUGUUCUAGAGAACUGAAUAGCUGUACUGUUGGCGCCUUGUUCUAGGCACUUCUUGGACAGCAUGUCUCACCUGCCGAUGAAACUCCUGCGUAAGAAGAUCGAGAAGCGGAACCUCAAAUUGCGGCAGCGGAACCUAAAGUUGCGGGGGGCCUCAAAUCUGACCCUAUCAGAAACUCAAAAUGGAGAUGUAUCUGAAGAAACAAUGGGAGGUGGAAAGGUUAAAAAAUCAAAACAUUGUGUGAAUGUGGGCUUAUCAGAAACUCAAAAUGGAGACGUGUCUCCAGAAGCAGUGGAAAGUAUAAAAGUUAAAAAAUCUCCCCAGAUAUCCACCGUAUUAGCCAAUGGAGAAACAGCAAUGCAGUCUCCCAAUUCAGAAUCAAAAAAGAAAAAGAAGAAGAAAAAGAGAAAAACGGUGAAUGAUGCUGGGCCCGAUGCAAAAAAAGCAAAAACUGAAAACGAAGGGGAAUCUGAAGAAGAAAAUGCCAAGACUCCUAAAGAAACAGAAAAUAACGUGGAGAAGCCGGAUAAUGAUGAAGAUGACAGUGAGGCGCCCAGCCUGCCGCUGGGACUGACGGGAGCUUUUGAGGAUACUUCAUUUGCUUCUUUAUGUAAUCUUGUCAAUGAAAACACUCUGAAGGCAAUAAAAGAAAUGGGUUUUACAAACAUGACUGAAAUUCAGCAUAAAAGUAUCAGACCACUUCUGGAAGGCAGGGAUCUUCUAGCAGCUGCAAAAACAGGCAGUGGUAAAACCCUGGCUUUUCUCAUCCCUGCAGUUGAACUCAUUGUCAAGUUAAAGUUCAUGCCCAGGAAUGGAACGGGAGUCCUUAUUCUCUCACCUACCAGAGAACUAGCCAUGCAAACUUUUGGUGUUCUUAAGGAGCUAAUGACUCACCACGUGCAUACCUAUGGCUUAAUAAUGGGUGGCAGUAACAGAUCUGCUGAAGCACAGAAACUUGCUAAUGGGAUCAACAUCAUUGUGGCCACACCAGGCCGUCUGCUAGACCAUAUGCAGAAUACCCCGGGGUUUAUGUAUAAAAACCUACAGUGUCUGGUUAUUGAUGAAGCUGAUCGUAUCUUGGAUGUUGGGUUUGAAGAGGAAUUAAAGCAAAUUAUUAAACUUUUGCCAACACGUAGACAGACUAUGCUCUUUUCUGCCACCCAAACUCGAAAAGUUGAAGACCUGGCAAGGAUUUCUCUGAAAAAGGAGCCAUUGUAUGUUGGUGUUGAUGAUGAUAAAGCUAAUGCAACAGUGGAUGGUCUUGAGCAGGGAUACGUUGUUUGUCCUUCUGAAAAGAGAUUCCUUCUGCUUUUUACAUUCCUUAAGAAGAACCGAAAGAAGAAGCUUAUGGUCUUCUUUUCGUCUUGUAUGUCUGUGAAAUACCACUGUGAGUUGCUGAACUACAUUGAUUUGCCCGUCUUGGCCAUUCAUGGAAAGCAAAAGCAGAAUAAGCGUACAACCACAUUCUUCCAGUUCUGCAAUGCAGAUUCGGGAACACUAUUGUGUACGGAUGUGGCAGCAAGAGGACUGGACAUUCCUGAAGUCGACUGGAUUGUUCAGUAUGACCCUCCGGAUGACCCUAAGGAAUAUAUUCAUCGUGUGGGUAGAACAGCCAGAGGCCUAAAUGGGAGAGGGCAUGCCUUGCUUAUUUUGCGCCCAGAAGAAUUGGGUUUUCUUCGCUACUUGAAACAAUCCAAGGUUCCAUUAAGUGAAUUUGACUUUUCCUGGUCUAAAAUUUCUGACAUUCAGUCUCAGCUUGAGAAAUUGAUUGAAAAGAACUACUUUCUUCAUAAGUCAGCCCAGGAAGCAUAUAAGUCAUACAUACGAGCCUAUGAUUCCCAUUCUCUGAAACAGAUCUUUAAUGUUAAUAACUUAAACUUGCCUCAAGUUGCUCUGUCAUUUGGUUUUAAGGUGCCUCCAUUCGUUGAUCUGAACGUCAACAGCAAUGAAGGCAAGCAGAGAAAGAGAGGAGGUGGUGGUGGAUUUGGCUACCAGAAAACCAAGAAAGUUGAGAAGUCCAAAAUCUUUAAACACAUUAGCAAGAAAUCGUCCGACAGCAGGCAGUUCUCUCACUGAAGACAUGCCUUUCUUUCAUCUUGAGUAACUUUGUUCUAAAAUGAAUUUUUUUUUUCCCUUGAUUUGACAGGAUUUUUGUAGACUUUAGAAUUUGGACUUACCUAACAAGAGUAUAAAUUGACUUGGGUUGCAAGCACUGAGCACUGUUACUUCUGUCGGGUCUCUCUUUUAUUUUUGGGACAUAAAACAGGCUUUAAUUUUCUUGGUUGCCCAAGGGCAGAGUAAGGAAUAUAUGGUCUUUCUUGUGAUUAUAUAAUAUUUUAAUUUUAAAUAUCCCUUCCUCAUACACAAAAAUGUAUGUUACUGUUUUAAUAUAAUUCUUUUUGUACCUUU
Messenger RNA from Rhinopithecus roxellana (golden snub-nosed monkey), 2456 nucleotides. RefSeq names its product DEAD-box helicase 18 (gene DDX18). The transcript is spliced from 14 exons. Gene Ontology annotation, molecular function: ATP binding; RNA helicase activity; nucleic acid binding. Lineage: Eukaryota; Metazoa; Chordata; Mammalia; Primates; Cercopithecidae. The coding region runs from base 111 to 2123 and encodes 670 amino acids. Gene Ontology annotation, cellular component: nucleolus. Gene Ontology annotation, biological process: maturation of LSU-rRNA from tricistronic rRNA transcript (SSU-rRNA, 5.8S rRNA, LSU-rRNA). The record is from RefSeq and is a predicted model, not a curated record.